CAAAAGUGUUCAAUACUACUCUAGAGAGAGAGCAGACAUGGUUGAUUUUAAAGUUGAUUUGCCUUAUGGAGCGGAAUAUACUGUAACUCCAAAAGGUUUAAAUUACUUACAUUAUCUGGUAGAGUGCAGAGAAAUUGGUCUUCUUCGUCAGUUCAUAGGAUGGAACGGAAAUGUGAACGAGAAGAAUAGUUUUGGAUUGUCUCCUCUGUAUAUUGCAUGUAUGAGUGGUUGUGUAGAAGUUGUAGAGCUAUUAUUAAGAAACGGAGCUGAUCCUAAUGUCAAGCCUGUUCCUCUUCAUGCAGCAGUAAAAAUUGGCAAUAUAAACAUUAUUAAAUUGUUAUGCUAUUGGGGAGCUGAUAUUAACGCAAUAGAUACGUCAGGACAUAAUGCUUUACAUAUUGCGUGUACAGUUGCCACCGUGAAUCUCACGAUUGUCAAAUUUCUCUUAGAAAACAAAUGCUUUCGUCAAACGGAAAAAGUUCCCUCUGUCUUAUAUUUUGCAAUAGAUAGAGAUGAUAUUUCUUUAGUCAAAUUACUGGACAGUUAUAAUGCAAAUGAAAAAUAUGAUAAUGUUCAAGGUAUGACACCUCUCAUUCGGGCUUGUACAACCCAAGCUAGUGAUGAAAUUCUCAGUAUUUUACUCAAAUCAACUACUGUCACUUAUUCUAUAAACAACGAACAAUCUCCUUGGUGUAAUAUAAUCGAGGAAGCCUUAGCUAUGAAUCCCUUUCUAAGUUUUGCCAAUGUCGACGAGAAAGCAACACCAAUAUGUUGGGCUAUAGAUCUCAAUUGCGAAAAAUGCUUAAAGAAUGUCAUGAAAUAUGGACCAAACAGUUCAAGAGCUGUUGUACUUUCGUAUCAUUUUCCAAUCGAGUUGGCUUUUUACUAUUCACCCCAAAAGCAAUAUGAUAGUUGCUGUAUUAGUUAUUUGCAAUCACAUAUGAGUGAAUAUCGUCUACAUUUGGGAUUAUUACUUUUAACUCAUGGAGCUGAUUCUUUUGAAUUAUGGAAUGGAUUGGGUUGGAAUGCACAACCUGAAAAAGGUCUUUUACCAUUCAAAAUUGCAAUAAGAGUUUACGGCUUUACCAAUCUAAAUAAAAUUAAAAUGUAUAGUUUAUUAGAAAGGAUAAGGAAUUCUGAAGCUAUAGAACUUAUAGAAAGAGCUAUAUUCAGCCAUCAGUAUAACUCUAAACUUCCACAAGUCACAAAAACUUUAAGAGAACAAUGCAUUAUUUGUGUGAGAAGACACUCAAGAUUUAAUGUAUUACAUACAAUUAACAAUUUAGAUAUUCCAUUAGCAAUGAAGCGUUGGAUACUCCUCGAUCCCAAUGAACCUAUUUUAAUUAAGUUACUUUUUAUGUUUGGCUUUGUUGUUGGAUCAUCGACAUUCGAUCUAAUGGAUGACGAAGUGGAUGUUCUUCGUCGUGCUUAUGCAGAGAAAUCUAUUGAAUGCGAAACUCUUCGCCAAGAAUGCUUCCAAUAUGUAGAAUUACUGCGGAGAAAGUCGGUAAGGGCCAGACCUCGAUCAAAGCGCAUACAAGUUAAUAUGAAUAUUAGAUUUGGAAAGUCAGUUGGGGUUCAGACUUACGAUGGCCUUCUAGCUUCUACCGACAAGCGAACUAUUGCAACUAGACCGUUGGAGAAAGACUUUCUUUCGAAUACGCAAGCAGAAGAAAAACCUCUUGUCAGAUCCGCUAGCUUUGUCAAUUUGGUCCAGAAUUGGGAGAGACAAGCAAUUAAACCAAAAAUUUCAACGAAUACUUGUAGAGUUUCUUCCGAAUCAAGAUCAACAAAGAACGAAAUAAUUGAAAAGGAUUAUAAGAGAAAAUUUCGCGAUUUAAUGAACGAUUGGCAAAGAGCGGUUGUUAACGGGGAAACAAUGAAUUCUGAAAGCUUGGACUAA
Dimorphilus gyrociliatus is the source of this 1903-nucleotide messenger RNA. The record is from the annotation of a GenBank genome assembly. NCBI's taxonomy places the organism in Eukaryota, Metazoa, Annelida, Polychaeta, Dinophilidae.